This is a messenger RNA of Hibiscus syriacus, 847 nucleotides long. RefSeq lists its product as uncharacterized. Gene Ontology annotation, biological process: protein import into mitochondrial matrix; protein folding; protein stabilization. Gene Ontology annotation, molecular function: zinc ion binding; protein-folding chaperone binding. Bases 93 to 701 code for a protein of 202 amino acids. Gene Ontology annotation, cellular component: mitochondrion. The record is from RefSeq and is a predicted model, not a curated record. Lineage: Eukaryota; Viridiplantae; Streptophyta; Magnoliopsida; Malvales; Malvaceae. The transcript has 4 exons.
UUGUCUACGAAGAUCCAGCAAAAUAGUGAAAAAGCUAUUGCUUUUCAAGCUCCCUCUCUAAUACACGACAGAGUUAACUCACCGCGUUGCCCAUGGAAGCUCUCAGCUCUCAAGCUGCAGCUAUCGUCUCCUCUUCUUUCUCAAUCUUCUCUCCUAAACGAAAAGAUCCUCCGGCCAGAACCAUCCGCUUUCCCACCCCUUCCAAAAAGAACGGUGACGAUUCCGAUAUCCAACCUGACCCAAACAACAAAAGCAUCGUUCCUCUCUUCGGUAAUCAAACAUUUUCCCAGGAUGCAGCGAUGGGUUUGGUUCUAAGCGCGGCGUCUGUAAAAGGUUGGACAACAGGAUCGGGCAUGGAGGGUCCUUCGGUACCCUCCCGAGCCAAUGACCAACCCGGUACGGAGCAAGUCUCCACGUUUCCAUGGUCUCUCUUCACCAAGUCGCCGCGUCGACGGAUGCGCGUGGCCUUCACUUGCAACGUAUGCGGCCAACGAACCACUCGAGCCAUCAAUCCCCACGCCUACACCGAUGGCACCGUAUUUGUCCAGUGCUGUGGAUGCAAUGUUUUUCACAAGCUGGUGGAUAACUUGAAUCUGUUUCGUGGGAUGAAAUGUUAUGUCAACCCCAGUUUCGAUUAUCAAAGGGCUCGCCAGUGGGAAGUGUUCGACGACGAUGGCACUGGCAGUGCCGACGUGCUUUGAUGACUUAUAAAGUGUACAAUCUCAUUGCACAUACUGGGAAGCUGAUGUCUAUCUUGUUUGUAUCGCCCUUUGCCUGUCUUGGUGUGGUUAAAUAAGUCGGCUGAACACUUUGUAUUUCACCAAUGAUAAAAUAGUGUUCGAUGUUA